GACUACUUGUACCCCACAACUGUGCCACGAGACACACAGGGAGCCUUUGAUAGCCACUGGAGCGGACCCAGUGAAUAUCAAGCAGCGCCCUGCAGUAAGAGAGUAAUUGGGGCGAUAUACCCGUGACAAAGAACAUCAUUUAGGGAGGAAAAAUUAUGACACGUUUGUUCUUUAACGAAGAAGGGUUAGUAGCAACAGUCACCGCUAUCACCAAACAGAUGUGAAGGGAAUGUGCCGCGGGUGCGCACGAGCCAGAACUACAGAGCCCGCAUGAUCAUCGAUUCGCGCUUUGAUUUUGUGCUGCGUUCGUGAAAAAAGAAGAGAAGGGAACCGGGGUAAAAACAUAAUCAAAAAGGAGAUUUUUCGAUUCCAAGCAUGGCGACCAGGAUAUUAUACUUGUUCGUUUGGUCUGCGGCAUUUCUUGCUGAGCGGCAGUGCGCCUCGCAAAUGACCACCGCAGGGCUUGCAUUCCCCACUGCGGGGCUUGGCAACAGCAGCAGCAGCGGGGAUGCCAGAAGCAAAAAAGACUCCAACCAGACCUACAACUCCCGACUUAAGAGGAAAAACCUGGCCAUGGAUUUUGCAGUGCCCUCUCUGUUGCGCUACUACAUUACCGAGUUGAUUAAACGUCCACUUAACGGAGAUUGUCUGACUUUUAGUGGGUGCUAUACGGUGCGCGCUAAUUUAAGGAUGCACUGCAUUCCCUUACAAAAAACGGUGGCUACUUUUGUUGACCCAAAGUUGGUUGCAAUCGAUAGCAUGGCGGCAGAGAAUUCAACCAGUGCUGGUGGACAGCUUCCGGAACCAGUGCUGGUGGACGGCUACAAGAGGCCGCUGUCCAAAGUUCUGCAUUUGGGUUUGACGAAAGCCAGCCGUAAAUCGAAUCAAGUCGUGGUGGAAAUUGGGGAGGACUUGGUUAAAACGGGAUGCGGUGGACUGGCAGUCUACGAGAAAGACCCGGUAUUUUUCCUGGAAAUUGACCUAACAAAUAUUUUGGAAUGGUGGUUCGGCGCCGAAGGGGGCCGGCUAAGAGUCCGGCUUAUGCCAGAAAAGAAAGCACAGGUUCCCGGGAGAGAGGACAAGUACACCGCGGCGAUACGAGCAGCAGACCCCCGCCUCUUUUUUCAUAUAGCCUCCGGAGGUGAGUCGCUGGUGGGUCGAGCCGGACUGGGUGUCCCACGAGGUUACUGGAACUUCUCCUGGCUGGCCGAGGAGGAGCUAAACUCCCCCAAGGCCGUAGCGCCAACGUCAGAUACGGGGUGCCCCGGCAACAGGAAGUCAUGUGACCACCCGCAGCCUGAGGAUAACCCGGAUUUCACGUGGAGCGUGGUGGCGGCAGAGAACCCCUGGGAAGAGGCGAACGGGAGGAGGGAGAAGAAAGGAGGAAGUACACAGGGCUGGGAGGAAGGCUUGGCCCACUUAGGCGGCGCAUCUGGAGCGAAGACCCUCCUCGCUGACCCCGGACUGGGGACCCUCGCAGUGGGCCCUGGACAGACGGGCGACUCUGGCAGCGCCGGACAGGCGUGCGACUCAGUCAGCGCUGGACAGGCGGGCGACUCUGGCAGCGCAGGACAGGCGGGCGACUCGAAACCUAGAAAAUGA
Oncorhynchus gorbuscha (pink salmon) is the source of this 1602-nucleotide messenger RNA. RefSeq lists its product as uncharacterized. Lineage: Eukaryota; Metazoa; Chordata; Actinopteri; Salmoniformes; Salmonidae. The transcript is spliced from 4 exons. The coding region runs from base 376 to 1602 and encodes 408 amino acids. The record is from RefSeq and is a predicted model, not a curated record.